AUGACCACACUCACGAUGACGACGUGCCGUCUGCUGUGCGCCCUGUUGGUGCUUGCCGCGUGCUGCUGCCCGUCCGUGUGCGUGACAGCGACUGGUGGAGAUCCAAAUAAGGGUAGCUCCAGCUUAUCGCCUUCUCAGUCAAAGGAAGCAGGUGCUCAAGGCACGUCAGGUGACUCAGCGUCGCAAAGUUCAACAGAUCCGACCGAUGCGUCACCGUCAAAGAGUCCAGGGACCGGUACGGUAAAAAAUCCGGGGAACGAUGCGAAACAGCCACACAGUGCGCCCGGUUCGCAAGGGGCAGGAGAUGCGCAUAACCGUAAUGGACAGGAACCAAUUAAGGAGUCCAGUACGUCAGGGUCAGCAGAACCGAAUGAAAAGGUACAGGAACAGGCAACAAUUUCCGGGGCCGGUGGGAAAGGGCCCUCAAGUCAGCCCAGUAAUGGACAGACACAAAGUGAAAACCCCACAUCACAAGGAUCAAGUGCGGGAAACGGUGUGCCAAGGAGUCCAGGUACAGAAGGUUCGGAGUCUAUUCCAAAAGAGGGAGCAGAUGGGUCCGAUGCGUCAGGGUCGCCAGGUGGGUCAGUUAGUCCAGCUGCAGCAUCAAUUUCCGUGACCGCUUCUGUACCGGCACAAGGUCAGAAGGAAAAUGCGCCAACAACAACAACCACGACUACGACAAAAGCACCAACUACCACCACCACUACGACUACGGAGGCGCCAACUACAACGACCACCCGCGCACCGUCACUUCUUCGCGAAAGCGACGGCAGCCUCAGCAGCUCUGCGUGGGUGUGUGCCCCGCUGCUGCUCGCCGUAUCCGCGCUGGCGUACACCACUCUGGGCUGA
Messenger RNA from Trypanosoma cruzi, 849 nucleotides. RefSeq names its product mucin TcMUCII, putative. The record is from RefSeq and is a predicted model, not a curated record. The transcript has a single exon. Bases 1 to 849 code for a protein of 282 amino acids. Lineage: Eukaryota; Euglenozoa; Kinetoplastea; Trypanosomatida; Trypanosomatidae.